UCACCCACAGGCGGCACGAUGGCGAUCGAUACGGCAGAGAAAUGUUCAGAGUGAGAUAUUUUAGAAAGACCUCGGCAUGCGUUGGAACAAAGACACAGUCAUAGGGCUGACGGCCUCGACGAGAGACUUUCGUGAAACCUGAAAUCCGGUAUAACAGUCAAGGUAUCGCCAUGAAUCACCAGCUGCUGGCAAACAUCUAGACGUGUUCAGCACAAUAGUCAAAUAUGUUCACCUUCUUCUGGGCUGAUAUCCCUUAAUACAAGCUGCUAUGGCUUUUUGUAAUGAAAGCCUGCUGGAGGAGUGUGACUUCCCAGAGCCAGAUGUAGAGGAAGCAGCAGAAAGCCUCCCAUCAGAAGCUGCCACUCCUCUCAUAUCAGUCACUCUGCGUGUGACCCUGGCAGCCAUAAUGAUCUUCAUGAUUACUAUCGGUUUCCUUGGCAAUGCAAUCGUGUGUUUGAUUGUUUACCAGAAACCUGCCAUGCGCUCUGCUAUCAAUCUCCUCCUUGCCACGUUGGCCUUUUCUGACAUCAUGCUCUCUCUGCUCUGCAUGCCCUUCACUGCUGUCACUGUGGCCACAGCUGACUGGAACUUUGGGAGCGGGUUCUGCCGAGCCUCCAUCAUGCUGUAUUGGCUGUUUGUCCUGGAGGGGGUGUCCAUUCUCCUAAUAAUCAGUGUAGACCGUUUUCUAAUCAUUGUGCAACGUCAAGACAAGCUGACACCACACAGAGCAAAACUGUUGAUAGCAGGUUCAUGGGUGUUGAGCCUGUGUGUUUCCCUGCCGUCUGUAGUUGGAUGGAGGACAGGUGCAGCAGGUAUUGGUGGUGCCUGGGCACCACAAUGUGUUCUGGGUUACAGUGAGUCCCUUGCAGACCGUGGAUACACAGUGCUUUUGGCUGUGGCGGUAUUCUUUGUACCAUUUGCUGUCAUGCUGUACUCUUACAUGUGCAUCCUCAACACAGUGCGCCGCAACACCCUGCGCAUCCACAACCACACCAGCGAGCAUUCCUGCCUGCCAGCCCUCAACCAAGUCAGCAAAAUGAGACUUACUGGGCUGCAGCGGCCACCUCAGAUCAAGGUGGACAUGAGCUUUAAAACCCGAGCCUUCACUACUAUACUUAUCCUCUUUGUUGGCUUCUCGGUGUGCUGGUUGCCUCACACAGUGGUCAGCUUGCUGGCUGUCUUCAGCCGCGAGUUCUACUACAGCUCCGUCUUCUACCCAAUAAGCACAGGAGCUCUGUGGCUGAGCUACCUGAAGACAGUGUUCAACCCUGUCAUCUACUGUUGGAGGAUCCGAAAGUUCAGGGAAGCCUGUCAGGAGUUCAUCCCUAAAAGCUGCAGACUGUGUCCCCGAGUACCAGGCAGGAGUCACAGAAGAGUGAGACCCAGCAACAUUUAUGUGUGCAGCGAGACCCAGUCAGCUGUAUGAAAGGAUGAGGACUGGGUUGAUCCAUUACUGGAACAGCUGCCAACUGUUCUCAUCUUUCAUCUGUCCUGAAAAGAAGAUGUUCAUUUUAAAACAUUGUAUUUACUGUGGAAAAAUAAUAUCACCACGAAGGAACUCUGUAAAAAUAUAACAGAGUGUGUUGAAGAAGGCAACAUAAAAUGCUCAAAAUGUCCAGAAUAGCUGCUAAAAAGACCAGGUGGUGAGAUUUAUUUGUCUGCUGUUUGUUCAGCUGACUCUCUGACCUUAGCCAUUCAAGCUGUUUUCAAUCUUCAGUCAAUUGUUUAGCUUGCCAUCAUAAAUUAUUAUUCUGUUGUUUCAGACUGUAAACUCAAUUCCCACCCAGAUAACCAACUGAGAUGUAAUGGAUAAAAUACUUUUGUGGUGAGUGAUGUGGUGAGUUCUUCAGAAAAAAAACAUACAGUAUU
Molecule: messenger RNA, 1869 nt
Organism: Melanotaenia boesemani (Boeseman's rainbowfish)
Lineage: Eukaryota; Metazoa; Chordata; Actinopteri; Atheriniformes; Melanotaeniidae
Gene: gpr45
Product: G protein-coupled receptor 45
Exons: 2
Coding region: 269-1426 (385 amino acids)
Biological process (GO): G protein-coupled receptor signaling pathway
Cellular component (GO): membrane
Molecular function (GO): G protein-coupled receptor activity
Source: RefSeq, a predicted model, not a curated record